Molecule: messenger RNA, 396 nt
Organism: Giardia duodenalis
Lineage: Eukaryota; Fornicata; Diplomonadida; Hexamitidae
Exons: 1
Coding region: 1-396 (131 amino acids)
Source: RefSeq, a predicted model, not a curated record
AUGAGUGCCACAGACGAGGAGCAGGAGCUUGAGCUGCUUAGGGAGAUGCUACGAACCAAGAAGGCGUACGGAUCCAUAUACCCUGCUCGUCUCAAGGAGCUCAGCGCCCGUGAACUCUACGACCUAGCGAAGGUCGAUGAGAGCCUCUUUGAAAUAAAGCAACCUCCACCCCUUGAGAUUCACACUGCAACUCACGAUACAGCGGUCAUAGCAGAUCUUCUGCAAUCCAUGUCAUCUUACCCUCGCAUUCGGGACAUAGCAUUUCCUACUUCCAGCGCGAGUAUAAUGAGCUUUCUAUUGUCUGAUAAUCAGCGUCCAAGUGCAACUACUGAGACUCCCAAUGAAAACCAGCGGACCAACACGGCUGGCUGCAUGCAAGAGAGCGCUGGGAUUUAA